This is a messenger RNA of Bipolaris zeicola 26-R-13, 252 nucleotides long. RefSeq lists its product as uncharacterized. The record is from RefSeq and is a predicted model, not a curated record. Lineage: Eukaryota; Fungi; Ascomycota; Dothideomycetes; Pleosporales; Pleosporaceae. Bases 1 to 252 code for a protein of 83 amino acids. The transcript has a single exon.
AUGCCCGCCCUCACAGCAACCUACGCCUCACCCACAUCCCCUUCCCACUCCUUUUCCUCCGAUCUCCCCGCCCUGGCUUCACCACCCUCGACUGCCGACCGCGUCGCAUACCUGGCUGCGCUCGCAUCGGCGAUGAAAACCAUGCAAAAAGACGUCAACGAUUUCCUCACCCAGAAAAUGGCAGACGACAAGGCUGCCGACGAUGCAAAGGACGAGGAGACGUAUGGUGAGGAGGUGGUCGACGACGACUGA